Molecule: messenger RNA, 1563 nt
Organism: Salvia hispanica
Lineage: Eukaryota; Viridiplantae; Streptophyta; Magnoliopsida; Lamiales; Lamiaceae
Product: delta(12)-fatty-acid desaturase FAD2
Biological process (GO): lipid metabolic process
Molecular function (GO): oxidoreductase activity, acting on paired donors, with oxidation of a pair of donors resulting in the reduction of molecular oxygen to two molecules of water
Source: RefSeq, a predicted model, not a curated record
CAGAAUCUACUGGUUUGGGUUUGGCAGUCGCCUCGCCUCUAUUUAUAACGCUGUGGUGCCGGCCACUCCACUCCUCUCUUCUCUUCACCGCACCCCUUCCUUUCUCUCACCACCACCACCACCACCGCUCCUCCGGAGAGCCUCCCGCUCUAGGUCGCUGAACAAUGGGUGCUGGAGGGCGUAUGUCUGUACCCCCUGCCGAUAAGAAGGCAAAGUCUGACGUCAUCCAACGAGUUCCGCACGCAAAGCCUCCAUUUACACUUGGCGAGAUCAAGAAAGCUAUUCCACCCCAUUGUUUCAAGCGAUCUAUUCCUCGUUCAUUUUCCUACGUCGUGUAUGACCUUAUCAUUGCCUCUCUGUUUUACUAUGUCGCAACAAACUACAUCCAUCAGCUCCCCCAGCCUCUCUCCUACCUAGCCUGGACUCUUUAUGGGAUAUGCCAAGGUUGUAUCCUAACCGGUGUUUGGGUCCUUGCCCAUGAAUGUGGCCACCAUGCCUUCAGUGAUUACCAAUGGCUAGAUGACACUGUUGGUCUAAUCCUGCACUCAUUUCUCCUCGUGCCGUACUUCUCUUGGAAAUACAGCCACCGCCACCACCACUCAAACACCGGCUCACUUGAGCGGGACGAGGUGUUUGUCCCCAAGGUCAAGUCAGGGGUCAGCUGGACUGCCAAGUACAUGAACAACCCACCCGGCAGAGUCAUCACCCUCAUCGUCCAGCUCACUUUAGGCUGGCCUCUAUACCUUAUGUUCAACGUCUCCGGAAGGCCUUACGACCGCUUCGCAUGCCACUUUGACCCAAAAAGCCCGAUCUACUCUGAUCGGGAGCGCGCACAGAUUUUCAUCUCUGAUGCAGGCAUACUUGCUGUCUUAUAUGGGCUGUACCGUAUGUCUGUAGCUAAAGGACUUGCGUGGGUUCUGUGUGUCUAUGGUGGCCCACUGCUCGUGGUCAAUGGGUUCCUCGUCUUGAUCACUUUCUUGCAGCACACCCACCCUGCCCUCCCCCAUUAUGACUCGUCAGAGUGGGAUUGGCUGCGUGGCGCCCUGGCCACAGUCGACAGAGAUUAUGGCAUUCUCAACACCAUCUUCCAUAACAUAACGGAUACCCACGUUGCACACCAUCUGUUCUCGACCAUGCCGCACUACCAUGCAAUGGAGGCAACAAAGGCUAUCAAACCAAUCCUGGGAAAGUACUACCAGUUGGACGAGACUCCGGUUUUCAAGGCCAUGUUUAGAGAGGUGAAGGAAUGCAUCUACGUUGAGCCCGAUGAAGGUGAAGAGAACAAAGGUGUGUUCUGGUACAAUAACAAGCUUUAGAGCUGUGGGGAGUGUUAAUGUAGGAAAUGCAGUUUCUGGGCUGUGUUUGUUGUAGGAGAAUCUGCUUUGUUUUAUUUGGCUGAAGUCUAGGUUAUGUUGGUUGCUUGUCUUAGUGAGUAAGGCUCAGUUAGAACUGUGGUGUUCUAACAAGCCUUGGUUCAUGUUGGAUGGGAAUAAGACCGUGUAAGAACUAUGUGUGUUUUGAAGUCCAAACUUCGACUUGUCAAAGCAAAGUUUUUUUUUUUAA